Molecule: messenger RNA, 3478 nt
Organism: Pangasianodon hypophthalmus (striped catfish)
Lineage: Eukaryota; Metazoa; Chordata; Actinopteri; Siluriformes; Pangasiidae
Product: zinc finger BED domain-containing protein 4
Exons: 2
Coding region: 1882-2973 (363 amino acids)
Molecular function (GO): protein dimerization activity
Source: RefSeq, a predicted model, not a curated record
AUUUAGGUCAGGAUAAAACACUGAACAGUCUCAUGACCAUUUCUAUUGGCCCGGUAUUUGUAGCGAUGUACGCUGGUGAUAUGUGGCACGUUGCGAAUGUCAGCUGGUGAUUCCACUGGCCACCCCAAAAGUGCCAUUGUGGCCCCUGCCAUUAAUCGAUGUCCCCUUUUAGAGAAUUGUAUGGACCUCGUCAGGCCAUUCGAAUGGAUUGCACAAGGGCAUCGAUUUGCAUUAGUUUUAGUAGAUUAUGCAAUGCAAUACCUGAAAGCCAUGCCUCUUUGCCCGUUCUCAGCAUGCUGUGGAGGCACUCUUCAAAAUAAUCUCCCAGGUCAGAAUCCCAAAAGAGAUUCUGAUUGAUCAGGGCGCCAUGUUUAUGUCAUGCACACUCCAAAAACUGUACGAAUUAUUAGGAAUUAAAUCAAUUCAUACCAGUGUUUACCAUACGCAAACUGAUGGUCUGGUCAAGAGGUUUAAUCAAACUCUCAAAAAUAUGAUUUGGAAGGUUGUGCACGAUGAUGCUCAGAAUUGGGAUAUGUGGCUUGUCAUCAGAGAAAAUUAGGAGAAUUCGGAUAAACAGGAGAAUUUUCUCCUGGGUUGCUCAGCUGCAGGAGUUUCUACAAUGAAAUAAUGUGCUUGUAUUAUUACCCACAUCAAGCUCUAAAUUACUCACAAAGUGGCAAGGGUCACACUGUGAGGUAAGGCAAACAAAUAAAGGCGGGGCCCUCAAAUAUACCACCUCGGUUUCCUCAAACCAUGGAGAGAGGUGGUCCCUGUGGUUUGGCAAAGGUGGUUCCCAAGAGGGAGGAGCUGGGACGGCAGGUCAAUCUGAAAAAUGUGGCUCAAUCAACUCUGGUCCCCUCUUGGUAUCCCAAAUCAUAGACUUUCCCAUUUCGCAAGCCAACAUCCAACAUGCACUUACCUCUACCUAGUCUUAUUAAUUUCAUAUAAUACCAAAUUGAGACACCCCCGGGGGUAAUUGUAUGCAGCCAACUAAGGGUGCUCCGAUUGAUCGGUCGCCGAUUAUAAUCGGCCGAUAAUCGCUUUGGGAAGUUUGAUCGGCGGUCUCUAUAAAAGCCGAUCCAGAGUGGCUGAUCAGAUGACGCAAAACUCGCGAGACAAAUUUUUACGCGCUGCUAAAAUGGCUUCACUGGUCUGGCAAUUCUACAAGGUGUUUGAAGAAGACACUACAUUAGCAAUCUGUAACGUGUGUACCAAGCAAAUCCCACGAGGCGGGAAGCACCCAAAACAUUUCAACACCACCAACCUUAUCAGACAUUUGAAGGUUAGUCACGUAAAAGAAUAUGAGCAGUUUUCAAAGUUGACUAGCGCUAAGAGAGAGCGGGACAGUUCAGCAACUCUAGCACCACUUACUCAGCUGUCGGUAACAGAGACGUUUCAACGACAGCAACCCUACUGCAAGGACAGUAAGAAGCAUAAACAAAUAUCACACAAAAUAAUGGAAUUCAUAUGCCUUGAUCAUCAGCCGCUGUCUAUUGUGGAAGACGAAGGGUUCCGGCGACGAAUGUCCUACUUGGAUUCACGUUACACUAUGCCAAGGCGUAAAUAUUUCACUGAUGUGUGCCUGCCGCAGUUAUACCAAACAGUGUUUACACAUGUCGACAGCCUUAUGAAGGACAACAUAACAUCAAUUAGUAUCACGAGUGACAUUUGGAGUGCGAGUGUAUGUCCCAUGUCCAUGUUGAGCCUCACUGCACAGUUUAUUAAUCAAAACUUCGAACUACAAAAAACUGUUCUUCAUUCUCAAGAGUUUUCAGGGUCACACACCGCGGAGGCUCUUGCUGCUGCAUUCAGCGACAUGUUCCUGCAUGGGGAAUCCUGAAGGAAAAAGUGCACGUUAUUCUAAGGGAUAAUGCAAAGAAUAUGGAAAAGGCCAUGAGGUACGCCAAUCUACCCAGCCUGCCGUGCAUGGCUGAUUCACUGCAGCUUGCUGUGGCCGAGGGAGUAAUGUCACAACGCAGCAUCGCUGAUCUAAUUGCCUCUGGAAGACGCAUCGUCGGUCAUUUCAAACACUCCCUGCUUGCCUACUCCCGACUUCAAAGUAUUCAGAAACAGCUGGGUCAGCCUAUCAAGAGACUACAGCAAGAUGUACCUACCAGGUGGAAAAGUACUGUAUACAUGCUGCAGAGUCUGCUGGAACAGAAACGUGCCCUAUGUGCUUAUGGAGCCGACUAUGACUUACCCUCCAUGUUCACCGGAAGCCAGUGGAAAUUAGUGGAAAAUAUGAUUUCGUUACUCGUCCCAUUUGAAGAGCUCACGCAACAGAUCAGCUCAUCAACUGCAUCGGCUGCAGAUGUUAUACCGUCCAUCAGAGCUUUAACUCGUCUUCUUGAGAAGACCGCAGAGACUGACCAUGGUGUAAAAACUUUGAAAGCCACAUUGUUGGAAGCGGUCCAGAAAAGAUUCCGUGACAUUGAAUCUGAGCGCCUGUAUAGCAUCGCUACAAUCCUCGAUCCGAGGCAUAAAGACAGAUAUUUCCCUCACGCACUCAAGCCCCAGAUACGUGGGCUGCUUUCUGAUGUCCUGGCCACUGGACUGGAGCAGCAGGAUGGUGAGGCCAGUUUGGCUGAAAGUGGGACUGAACCCCCAGAGAAAGUACCACGAACUGGCUCCUUGCAUGCUAUGUAUGCUGAGUUGUUGGAUGGAGAUCGGGAACAUGGUGGCAGUGACAUCAGCAGCUCAGUAUCAUUGCAGUUGAACCUCUACCUAUCAGAGCCAGUUAUCCCACAAAGUGGACAGCCACUUGUUUUUUGGCAGAACAAUAAAAGCCGCUUUCCAGCUCUCGCACAAGCAGCACGAACCUACCUCUGUGCCCCGUGCACAAGUGUUGAUAGCGAGCGACUUUUUAGCACAGCAGGAAAUAUUAUAGAUGAGAAGAGGAACAAGCUGUCAGCCAAAAAUGCGGAGAUGCUUAUAUUUAUAAAGAAAAAUCUGCCAUUGAUGCUUAAGAAGUAAGCUUUGGGUGAUAUUAAUCUACUAAUUUGUACCCAUCCUCUCUCUUUCUCUACCUCACUCUCCCUCUCUCUACCUCUCUAAAAGCCCACAAAAUCUGACUGAGCUUCCCAGAAAAAAAAACAACUACUCCAGAAUUUAUCAUUGAUUCAUGAUGCAAAAGCCAUUGUGAUAAUGCAGCUGUGGUUCUGUUAGUGUCAACUGAAUUUCUUCUUGACAUCCCAAGAGAUGUGAGGGCUGACUGACUUGAAACAAUAUUUUGGCUAUAGCCCUUUUUUUGUUGUAGUUUUUAGUCUAACGUUUAAACAGUCUAAAGCUAAAGACUCUGUACUGUCUUUAAUUUAAUUUUAUUUAUUUUUAUAUAUUCUACAGGAAGGUUGUAUUUGUCAAGCUCUAAGCUGUUCCCAAUUACUAACCAAGCACAGGCUGCAAUGUUUUGUUGAUAUGUUGCACAUGUUGCUUGCCAAUAAAUACACAGUUGUCAAAUCAUGAUACUAUCUCUUCUCUU